AUGAUGCGGUCCUCGAUUUGGGCUCUAUACGCAGCAUGUGCGCCUCUCAUUAAUGCUUUUCCAUCCUCGCCUAAGUGUUACCGGGAGUCUGCCUUCGCAGCAGAAGACAUCAUCGAGCGAGAUGUUCUCAUCGUGGGCGGCGGAGCAACGGGGACAUAUGCCGCCGUGAGCCUCAAAGACGAGGGAAAGACGUUUGCCAUCGUGGAGCGCUCUGAUAGGCUUGGGGGGCAUGUCGACACCCUGACGGAUUUAGUCGGUGGUGCUCCCAUUGACUACGGCGUGCAAGCCUACAUUGACAACAGCCAAACGAGGAACUUCUUCGGUCGCUUCAAUGUUUCUCUUGUCUCCGUCGGCCUGUCUCCACUCCCAUCGAAUAUCGUCGACUUCCAGUCAGGCUUCACGAUUCCCAAUGCGACGGCGCCGAACCCGAUGGACCUCAUGGGGCCGCUGGCCAACUUCCUCUUUUCCACCUUCAACUUUCCCGGCCUUGCUGAGGGUGCGUACGAUUUGCCUGAUCCCGUCCCCGAGGAUCUCUACCUUCCAUUUGGCAACUUUGUGGCCAAGUACAACCUGACUGAGGUCGUGCCCGUGGUUUGGAUCUUUGCUCACGGAGUCGGGAACCUGCUUGAAAUGCCGACUCUAUAUGUGCUCCAGAACUUUGGCCAGCCCCAUCUGCUCGGUCUACAGACGGGCUACCUAGCCGCUCCAGGCGGGAAUCAGGAGGUCUACGACAAAGCGGCCGCGUUCUUGGGAGACGACGUCUUCUACGAGAGCACCGUACUGCAAACCUCGCGCAGCAACGGCACCACUGUCGUGGUCAAGACGCCUACUGGGCACAAACUCAUCAAGGCCAACAAGCUCCUUAUCACGGUCCCACCGACGGUGAAGAACCUGGCGGGAUUCGACCUGGAUGAGGCAGAGAUGUCGGUCUUUAACCAGUGGAACAAUGUGCCGUAUUACGUCGGCGUGGUCAACAACACGGGCCUCCCUGACCUCACCAACUUCCUCAACGUCGAUCCCGCCGCCCCUGCCUUCCUGCCACAAAGUCCGUUCGUUUGGCGGCUUGAGUCGGUCGGCGUGCCUGGGUACCAGACUGUCAAGGUUGUAGGCGAGUCGGAUUCCACGCUAGCAAAGAAGCUGGUCACGGACGCCGUGGGUCGGAUCGCUGCAACAAGCUACAAUAUUUCAUCCACUGCUGUCGAGUUCGUCGCGUGGGAAGAGCACGACAAUCUACAGUUGAACGUGGCGCCUGAGGCAAUCAGGGACGGCUUCUAUCAGGAUUUGUAUGCUCUGCAGGGCCGGAGAAGCACGUAUUGGACGGGCAAUGCUUGGUGUUCGGACUACUCGCCCUUGCUAUGGGCAUUCACGGAGAACAGGAUACUGCCGUUGCUGUGA
Molecule: messenger RNA, 1395 nt
Organism: Pseudomassariella vexata
Lineage: Eukaryota; Fungi; Ascomycota; Sordariomycetes; Amphisphaeriales; Pseudomassariaceae
Product: amine oxidase-like protein
Exons: 1
Coding region: 1-1395 (464 amino acids)
Molecular function (GO): oxidoreductase activity
Source: RefSeq, a predicted model, not a curated record